Messenger RNA from Xenopus laevis (African clawed frog), 6594 nucleotides. RefSeq names its product transient receptor potential cation channel, subfamily M, member 3 S homeolog (gene trpm3.S). Bases 140 to 5167 code for a protein of 1675 amino acids. The transcript has 25 exons. The record is from RefSeq and is a predicted model, not a curated record. Gene Ontology annotation, molecular function: monoatomic cation transmembrane transporter activity; monoatomic cation channel activity; monoatomic ion channel activity. Lineage: Eukaryota; Metazoa; Chordata; Amphibia; Anura; Pipidae. Gene Ontology annotation, cellular component: membrane; plasma membrane. Gene Ontology annotation, biological process: metal ion transport; calcium ion transmembrane transport; protein tetramerization.
UCACCAGUAUGGAAUUGUUAUAAAGCCGGUUUGGGCUUAAUGAAUAUGGGAUGCCAGAUUCGCAAGGGCUGUUUGGAUCUUUAGAGGUCUCCAGAAGGUCUGAGAUUAAUUUUUUUCCACUGGAAUGUUAUAAAGGGUCAUGAGUCAAAGUGAUGCUCCUCGGCCUCUAAACUGGACCAUUCGAAAGCUCUGCCACGCUGCCUUUCUCCCUUCAGUCAGACUACUCAAGGCACAGAAAUCAUGGAUAGAAAGAGCAUUUCACAAAAGGGAAUGUGUGCACAUCAUACCCAGCACCAAAGACCCCCAUAGGUGUUGCUGUGGGCGUCUCAUAGGACAACAUGUUGGGUUGACUCCAAGUAUUUCCAUCACACAAAAUGAGAAGAAUGAAGGCAGGCAUCGUAAUGACAUCCAGUACGAAAAGUGGUCGAUUGGAAAACAUACUCAGCUCAGUCCCACUGAUGCUUUUGGCACAAUAGAAUUCCAAGGAGGAGGGCAUUCCAAUAAAGCCAUGUAUGUACGGUUGUCUUUCGACACAAAACCUGAUCUGGUGCUGCACCUUAUGACUAAAGAAUGGAAGCUAGAACUUCCAAAACUUCUCAUAUCUGUCCAUGGAGGUUUGCAAAAUUUUGAACUCCAGCCAAAACUGAAGCAGGUUUUUGGGAAAGGCCUCAUCAAAGCUGCUAUGACAACUGGGGCAUGGAUAUUUACUGGAGGAGUUAACACAGGUGUUAUACGACAUGUUGGAGAUGCUCUAAAGGACCAUGCAUCAAAGUCAAGAGGGAAGAUAUGCACUAUCGGUAUUGCACCUUGGGGAAUAGUAGAAAAUCAAGAAGAUCUAAUUGGGAAAGAUGUUGUUCGUCCCUAUCAAACAAUGUCCAAUCCCAUGAGUAAACUCACAGUACUCAACAGUAUGCACUCACAUUUCAUUCUUGCUGAUAAUGGGACAACUGGUAAAUAUGGUGCAGAAGUUAAACUGCGUCGGCAACUGGAAAAGCACAUUUCCCUUCAAAAAAUUAAUACAAGAAUCGGCCAAGGAGUACCUGUGGUGGCAUUAAUUGUUGAAGGGGGACCUAAUGUGAUAUCAAUUGUGUUGGAAUAUCUGCGAGACAACCCACCUGUUCCUGUUGUGGUCUGUGAUGGCAGUGGUAGAGCAUCUGAUAUUCUUGCCUUUGGUCACAAAUACUCAGAAGAAGGAGGCCUUAUCAAUGAAACCUUAAGGGACCAAUUACUAGUUACAAUUCAGAAGACUUUUACCUAUACAAGAACCCAAGCCCAGCACCUUUUUAUGAUUCUUAUGGAAUGCAUGAAGAAAAAGGAACUGAUCACUGUAUUCAGAAUGGGAUCGGAAGGCCACCAAGAUAUAGAUUUAGCAAUUCUGACUGCUCUGCUCAAAGGUGCCAAUGCCUCUGCUCCAGAUCAGCUGAGCCUUGCCUUAGCUUGGAACAGAGUGGAUAUUGCUCGUAGCCAGAUUUUCAUUUAUGGACAACAGUGGCCGGUGGGUUCCCUUGAGCAAGCAAUGCUGGAUGCUUUAGUGCUGGACAGAGUGGAUUUUGUGAAAUUGCUUAUAGAAAAUGGCGUAAGCAUGCAUCGCUUCCUCACUAUGUCCAGGCAAGAGGAACUGUACAAUACGAGACAUGGGCCUUCAAACACUUUGUAUCAUUUGGUCAGGGAUGUUAAAAAGGGAAACCUCCCUCCAGAUUACAGAAUAAGCCUGAUUGAUAUCGGACUUGUUAUUGAAUACCUGAUGGGGGGAGCAUAUCGUUGCAACUAUACCAGAAAAAGAUUUCGCACUCUUUACCACAACCUGUUUGGGCCAAAAAGGCCGAAAGCUAUGAAACUACUAGGAAUGGAGGAUGACAUCCCGAUACGAGGAGGAAGAAAGACUACAAAGAAAAGAGAGGAGGAAGUUGAUAUUGAUUUAGAUGACCCUGAAAUUAAUCACUUCCCUUUUCCCUUCCAUGAACUAAUGGUAUGGGCAGUUCUAAUGAAGCGCCAAAAGAUGGCUCUGUUCUUCUGGCAGCAUGGAGAGGAAGCCAUGGCCAAGGCCCUGGUAGCCUGCAAACUUUGCAAAGCCAUGGCACACGAAGCUUCUGAAAAUGACAUGGUCGAUGACAUUUCACAGGAGCUAAACCAUAACUCCAGGGAAUUUGGGCAGCUGGCAGUUGAGUUACUAGACCAGUCAUACAAACAGGAUGAACAGCUGGCAAUGAAACUGCUGACCUAUGAACUUAAGAACUGGAGCAAUGCCACAUGCCUGCAACUCGCAGUAGCAGCCAAGCAUCGAGACUUCAUUGCUCACACAUGCAGCCAAAUGCUUUUGACAGAUAUGUGGAUGGGCAGGCUCCGGAUGCGAAAAAAUUCUAGCCUUAAGGUAAUUCUUGGCAUUCUACUUCCUCCUUCAAUUCUCAGCUUGGAGUUUAAAAAUAAAGAUGAGAUGCCAUAUAUGUCCCAAGCCAAUGAAAUGGAUCUACAGGAGAAGGAAGUGGAAGAACCAGACAAAACAGUAAAAGAAAAAGAAGAGGAUGACAUGGAGCUCACGGCAAUGCUGGCACGAAGCAAUGGGGAUUCAUCAAGGAAAAAGGAUGAAGAAGAGCACCCACGUCAUAGAUUGAUUCCUAUUGGUAGAAAGAUCUACGAGUUUUACAAUGCUCCAAUUGUUAAAUUCUGGUUCUUCACAAUAGCCUACAUGGGUUACCUCAUGUUGUUCAACUACAUUGUUCUAGUUAAAAUGGACCGCUGGCCAUCAACGCAGGAAUGGAUUGUCAUCUCAUAUAUUUUCACUCUGGGAAUAGAAAAAAUGCGUGAGAUCUUGAUGUCCGAGCCAGGAAAGCUGUUACAAAAGUUUAAAGUAUGGCUGCAAGAAUACUGGAAUUUCGCAGACCUCGUCUCCAUCCUUCUCUUUUCUAUUGGGAUGGUACUUCGCUUGCAAGAGCAACCCUUUAGCAGCCAUGGCAGAGUGAUAUAUUGUGUGAACAUUAUCUACUGGUAUAUUCGCUUGCUUGAUAUAUUUGGUGUAAACAAAUACCUUGGACCGUAUGUUAUGAUGAUUGGAAAAAUGAUGAUAGAUAUGAUGUAUUUUGUCAUCAUCAUGUUAGUGGUUUUGAUGAGUUUCGGCGUGGCAAGGCAGGCUAUCCUUUUCCCCAGCGAGGAGCCUUCAUGGAACCUAGCAAAGAAUAUUUUUUACAUGCCCUAUUGGAUGAUAUAUGGAGAAGUUUUUGCAGACCAAAUAGACCCUCCUUGUGGAUAUAAUGAAACUGGAGAGGAUGGGAAAAUAAUCCAGCUUCCCCCCUGCAAAACAGGAGCAUGGAUUGUCCCUGCUAUCAUGGCCUGCUAUUUAUUAGUUGCCAACAUUCUUCUAGUGAACCUCCUAAUUGCAGUAUUUAACAAUACAUUCUUUGAAGUGAAGUCUAUAUCAAACCAAGUUUGGAAAUUUCAGCGCUAUCAGCUGAUCAUGACCUUUCAUGAAAGGCCAGUCUUGCCUCCUCCAUUAAUCAUUUUCAGCCAUUUUACAAUGAUAUGCAAGCAUCUGUGCUGUCGUUGGAGAAAACGUGAACUUGAUCAAGAUGAGCGAGACUAUGGACUUAAGUUAUUUAUAACAGAGGAUGAUCUGAAAAAAGUACAUGACUUUGAAGAGCAAUGCAUUGAAGAGUAUUUCAGAGAAAAGGAUGACAGGUUUAAUUCCUCCAAUGACGAAAGAAUUCGAGUAACAGCAGAAAGGGUGGAAAACAUGUCAAUGCGACUGGAGGAAGUGAAUGAGCGAGAACAUUUUAUGAAGGCAUCACUUCAGACAGUAGAUAUCCGGCUUGCACAGUUGGAAGAAAUGCUGGGAAGAAUGGCUACAGCAAUGGAACGACUCACUGGAGUUGAAAGAGGUGAAACGAAUAAAGCAAGGUCUAGAACCUCUUCAGACUGCACAGAUGCAGCAUAUAUUGUAAGACAGAGCAGUUUCAAUAGCCAAGAAGGAAAUACAUAUAAGCUCCAUGAUAUAAUAGAUCCUGUAGGAGAGGAACCAUUGUCUCCUACCUCCCCCAAUCUUACACCACGCAUGAGAAGUCAGUCUUUUUAUGCUACAAAUUUGAGAGACAAAGGUGGCAUUGACCGUUUUGAAGGUUUUUUUAAGGAAAGAACCUUAAAUCUGCACAGAGCUAUAAGCUCCCACUCAAUAUCUAAAGAUACAAAGCCCCCUCCUUCCCCUCUAAACUCUUUGUCAGUUGUGCCAGAUUCCAGGAGGCCUUCAUCUUGCAUAGACAUAUAUGUUUCAGCUAUGGAUGAGGCACAGUUUUGUCUAGACCCUGGUGAGAGCUCGAUGAAUGUAGCUUGCACUGGAGACCCAAUGGUGGAUAUAGGUUCAAUAGGACAAGGCUGCAGCUCUUCAACACACUGUGGUAGAAGUUGCAGUAGAAACCCUAGCUAUGAGGAAAGUAUCCCAAUGGAUACAUUUACAUAUCCUCAAGAAAUUGCAGGUAUUCCAAUCAGCCAAAACCCUUGGGAUACAGAUUCUCCCCUAUGUCAUACAUUAGAGCGCUCCAAAAGUAGUCGCUAUCUGGCCACAUCACCAUUUAUCUUAGAAGAAACACCUAUUGUGAAGUCCCAGACUUUUAUGUUCUCUCCUUGUCGAAGCUACUACAGCAAUCUUGGAGUACCAGUAAAGACUGCAGAAUACACAAGUAUCACAGACUGUAUAGAUACUAGAUGUGUCAGCAAUACACCACAGGCCACUGCAGAAAGAUCUACAUCUCCUGGGUUUGUACGAGAAAAGGUAGAAGACUUAAGCAGUUGUCACCCAGAGAGAGAAGCUGAGCUAAGCCAUCCAAGCUCAGACAAUGAAGACCACAAUGCAGAGCUGAAAACCAAGUGUACUCUGACCUCUUUAUCUGCCCAUGAAAGUAGCUCUUCAAGGACACUUUUCAACAAUAUAUCAUUCCCAAAAAUAGAGCGGGCAAACAGUUACUCUGCAGAGGAACCCAGUAUGACAUACUCACACACAAAGAAAAGCUACUCAAUAAGCGACAAACUAGAUAAGCAGCGUACCACUGCAAGCCUUAGAAAUCCAUUCCAAAGGAGUAAGUCUUCUAGGCCUGAAAGUCGAGGGGAUAACCUGUCCAUGAGAAGACUCUCGAAAACAGCGGCCUUCCGUAGCUUUGAAAGUAAACAUAGCUACAGUUAAAGAAAAUUAACUCUUGGUAAAGUAGGAGUAAGAGGUUAUAUCAUUAUCUGUACACACCAUAACCAACAAAAUUAAUUGAGUACAAUGUUGAGUACUGGGCCAAAGCAACUGCUGACACUGGUCACCUACUUUGCAGUAUCUGUUUCUGAUAGACCAGAUUAUAAUCCGGUGGUAUUUAUAUGCAUUAUUAUCACAAGUACAUCAAGUAUCUCAUGAGAGAUUUUCUUUGCCAUGUACAAAACAGAUACCACUCUUCAUUCAUUGAAAUCAUUAGCAAACAUAGGCAACAUGGUUUUGUAUGAGCUCCAUUCUAUGGCAGCAAUCAAGUUUUAAUGUAUUCCACAACAGUAGGUCUCAGGUCUUGAAUCCUGCUAUGCCAACAAGACAAUUAUUCAUCAUGGUGAAUGGACAAGCUAGUGACUAUGAUAUGAACACUGACUCUUCUGUAUUAUCUUCCAGUGCCACAAAAUAGUUAUUUUAUUCAACAUAAAUCUAAUUGAAACCUGAAGGGAAGACGUGUCUUUUGCAUUGCAAUACAAGAAAGAAUAUCUAUAGAAAAACAUAUCCAAAUGAACUUUCUUGUUUUUAAUGGGGAAUCUAGCACAGUGAAGUAAGCUCAGGAUGAAUGUAAUUUAAUGGUUUAUUGUUAUAUAUUUAUUUUUCUACCAUGUGUUGUCAAUGCAGUUGCCUCAGUAAACGCAUGCUUUGAGAGCAGUGACAAUAACAUGCUGAUACGCUUUGUGAGAGUGUUGUUUCAGUGUUCUCAAUAUUCUAAUUCCUACUCUGUAAUCACUGCCAGAUCAUUCUUACUCUUUUGACAGCACAUUGAGCCUAUUACAAACAUGAGUAAUUUGUGUCAUUUCAAAAUUUAUACAAAGAAGGGAUUUUAUUUAAGCACUGGUGUUGGUAUUGGCCUAAGUAAAUAUAUACCACAGACGCCCUAAGUGAUAUUGUGUUAAUAUACAAUAUGACAUGAGCAGAAACAUUUUCCAAGGGAAUUAGGCCUAAACAGUAUGAGAAAUGACGUGGGGAAACCUAUUGACGCGACUUUGGUAUAAAAACAUUACAUUCAGUCUAACACAUGCAAAGAAUGACUGACAAUCUUAUAUUCUAUUAUUUUGUGGGGUUUUUUCUGUUCAUUCAAAAUACAAUGGAAUUGUUCAACAAAACAAUCUUUGUUAUGUAUUAGUAAAAGAAAAAAUAGCAUAUAAGUAUACACUGUACUAGAAUACUUAUGGUAACAAGAAAAAGAAAUAAGCUAUUUUCAACCAUUUCUCCAUAUCCAUCCAAUUCUCAUAUUCAAGGUAGUUUGGUGAGUCACUCCUACCAAAGCCACACUGACUUCUUCCCCCAAUUUAUCAUUACAUUUUCCCGAAAAAUUCUUGUGCUGGAAAAGUCUCAAUAAGAUCAUUAAAAAAUUCAAAUCU